AUGAGUUGCUCAGCUGUUUACCUCGACAUAAGAAUUGGAGAUGAGAAAAUCGGCCGGAUAGUUGCCGAGCUUUUUCAUGAUAAGGCCCCAAAAAGUGCGUCAAACUUUUAUCAUCUAUGUAAAGGUGACAUAAAAAUUGACGGCAAUCAAUUAAGUUAUAAGAAUAAUUACUUCCAUAGAAUUGUAAAGAACUUUAUUGUGCAAGCUGGUGAUAUUAUUUUCGGAUCAGGAAAGUUUGAAAAAUCAGAUGUCAUAGGUAAAGGUGGAUGUUCAAUUUACAGCACAGCGGAGGAAUGGUCAAAGAGAGAUGAAGAAACUUAUGGACCUAGCUGUUUUGGUAACUUCCCUGACGAAAAUCUCGGUGAAUUCGACCAACCAUUUUAUCUGGCUAUGGCCAAUCUAGGUGUUCCAGAUUCUAACAGCUCUCAAUUUUUUAUUACAACGUGCGCAUCGCCUCACUUGAAUGGAAAGCAUAGUAUUUUUGGUCGAGUCACACAUGGAAAGUCGGUAGUGCACACAAUAGAAAAUUCUAAGGUUGACGAAGAUGGAUUUCCCCUGAAGCCAAUCUUAAUUGAAGAUUGCGGUGAAUGGCAAACGUCAAUGGGCGUUCCAUUGUUCAAUGCAUCCAAUAGCACUUUGGGAGGUGAUAUAUAUGAAGAGUAUCCAGAUGAUGACCAAAACUUUGAUGGGGAAUCAUUUGCUGAGGCAUACAAGGCGGCUAAUACUAUUAAAGAGUCAGGGACAUUGUUUUUUAAGAAACAGGAUUAUCAAAAUGCUUUGUUUAAGUAUAAAAAAUCUUUACGAUACCUCAAUGAGUAUAUCCCGGAUACUGAAAUUGACGAAGAGCACAACUUAAAGUUUACGGACUUGAAAAUGAAACUUUAUUUAAAUAUUUCGUUGGUUUUGUUUAAAUUACAACGAUAUGACGACGCAAUAACACAAACAGACUAUCUUCUGGAUAUGGAAGGGGUCCAGCAACUCAGCCGUGCGAAAGCUUUUUACAGGCGGGGAAACUGCCACUUGGCGUUGAAGCGUCUAGAAAGUGCAUUGGAAGAUUUCAAAAAGUGUAAGGAAAACAACCCUGACGACACUGUAGUGGAUAAAAAAAUACAGGAAGUCGAAGAUCGUCUAAAUGCUAUCAAACAAAAAACAAAGAAGAACAUAGCCAAGUUUUUCUCAUGA
Lachancea fermentati is the source of this 1182-nucleotide messenger RNA. Lineage: Eukaryota; Fungi; Ascomycota; Saccharomycetes; Saccharomycetales; Saccharomycetaceae. The record is from the annotation of a GenBank genome assembly.